Molecule: messenger RNA, 1119 nt
Organism: Osmia bicornis bicornis
Lineage: Eukaryota; Metazoa; Arthropoda; Insecta; Hymenoptera; Megachilidae
Exons: 5
Coding region: 218-1030 (270 amino acids)
Source: RefSeq, a predicted model, not a curated record
GAUAAGUUUACACGUCUCGAUGUAAGUUAACUGUGGGUUCGAUUUCAUUCGGAUGUUUGGGAAAAUUGUUUAAGAAACAUAGCAUACCGUUGUUCAUUUAAUCAAGCAACAUCAGUGCUAUAAAAUCGACUGCUCUAUCAGAGGCGUUCAUUUAACGCAACACCAUCGUUGACCACUGAUUCUUUCGUAAUUAUUCAAGAUAGAGGGUGAAUAAACCAUGAAGUGUUUAGUGAUUCUUUUAAUUACUCUGCAAGUGAGUUUAAUUGAAAAUCGAAAAUUUAUGUUUUUCUUAAAAAUCAUUAUUAAAACUCUAUUUGUGUUACAGUUUCACUAUGGUUUGUUCGCUAAAUUGGAAUCGAAAGAAAAUCAAACAGAGGUGGACCAGCAGAGAAGUGCCCGAGUGCACAGGGUUUCCGAAUACCCUGAAGGUCUCCUUACAAAGUACACCAUGAACCAAGGAUCGUCUGAACAAUUUUCAUCAGGAACUCAGAAGAUUCUUCAGACAUUUUCAGAGAAACUUCAGUCUACCCUUCCGGAUUUGAAUGAUCUCAUUCAACGCGAGGCACAGCUGUUCAAAGAAUUGAAUGGUAUCCUGAAAGAACUGCCUCGAGAGGAGGCGAAUAAGUUGAAGAACGUUGAUCUCGCGAUUAACGAGAUGACGGAUAUAUCUUCAUCAGCGACGUUCACUAAAUCAUUACUGAGGAAUGCUAAUCAUCUGAAUAAUAAUCUUUUAAAUUCACCGGAGGAGUUAGACAUUUAUCAUCAAGAUGGCCAGGAUGAUGAGAAGCAAACAAAGCCAAGAUCAUCAGUCUCACAAAUUGAAUCAACAAAUGAUGUAGAAUUGAAAGCAGUGAAGAACAUUGCUCAGUACUUGGACAACGUAUUAAUAGAAAUCCAGAAUCAUAUAACUUAUGUUCGUGGUGUGUUCGAGAAACUCUGCAGGAAACAUCAUCCCUUCACUCGAUUAAAUGGAAAUAAUAUGGCGAAAUUUGCAUCGAUGAAUCAACCUAAGAAAGUUUCUAUACUUUAAACUCAUUAUUCACUAUAUUUUUAUUUUCAAAAAUAUAUUAUUGUAUCUUAAUUAAUAAAUAUUGGUAUAGUUAAAUUAUUAUUCUUGAA